Molecule: messenger RNA, 3678 nt
Organism: Ceutorhynchus assimilis (cabbage seed weevil)
Lineage: Eukaryota; Metazoa; Arthropoda; Insecta; Coleoptera; Curculionidae
Source: the annotation of a GenBank genome assembly
AAAAAAUAACAGUUAGAAAACGGUUCCUCUUUGGGAUUUUGAUUCUAGCUGCAACUCAAGACAAAAGGCAAAAUCUUUUGCAAAUUUAUAAUAUUUUACCUAUUUUACCCUUCAACUGAAUGAUCCUAAACGAAAAAAAUGAGUCAUAGCAAUUUCAGUGACAGUGAGUUGCUAUCAUCAGACGAGGAAGAUAGUUCCUACAAGAGAACAACAAAACGGGACCAAAUUGAUAGCGAUGAAGUAAUACAGGAGUCGGGAGACGAGUCAUCAGAAACAGACCCAGAUUUAACAGAGGCACAUUUUUCCAGGAAGUCCAGAGAAGUCCGAGAAAGUGGUGUCUUUCCCAUCAAGCAAAAAAGAGCCAGGCCCUUGGCCUUGACGGAUUCAGAUUCUGAUGUAGAAGCCGAGGUAGAAGCUUCAACUGCUAACCUAACAUCUCUCAGGCAAAGUCGGAACACAACAGAUAGACACUCAAAUAUAUCAGAUUCGGAUACUGAUGUAGAAUCAGAUAAAGAUCAGACUAAUGUCAAUGAGGAAUCUGAGUCUAAUUCAGAUAACAAGGAGGAUUCAGAAGUUGCCGAGGAUUUCGAACAUGCAGAUGUUACACCAGAUAUAAGUGCAGCCCAGGAGUUAGAGGAAUCUGAGUCUAGUUCAGAAAACAAGGAGGAUUCGGAAGUUGCAGAGGAUUUCGAACAUGCAGAUGUUACACCAGAUAUAAGUGCAACCCAGGAGUUAGAGACAAGACCAAUCGGGUUAGAUUCUGAAAAAAGAGGACACGAUGACCCAUCAAUGAACUACAGACUUUUAUCCAACGCAACAAAAAAACGCAGUAGCAAUGAUAGAACUACAUUAGGGAUCCAAUCAAAUAGUGACUUAUUGAAUCUCUCCAGUAAAUUUAAAAAUAAUAGGAUGACUGAACAGUUCCAAUUUAAUACUGAAGGAAUUCUCAACAGUACUUGCAUCAACAAUGAAAUGGAAGAAUCUCCAGAAAAAACGAGCUUUGAAAUACUAGAAAAUGAUAGCGAUGAAAUUAUAGAGGUCAGCAGUCGGGAAAUAAGUCCACUGAAAGCAUCCCCCUUCAAGCGACUCAAACCGCCGGUUGUCCGUCAACAAACCCUCAACCAAUUUGUAGAACAAAGCCCACAACCUUUGCGAGCAAAACAGGAGUCAGAAGAUCCCCUUGUAUAUAUGGUGUCUAAUUCUAUAUACGAAAAUCAAUGGUCUAAAGUGGAUAAUUUGAACAUUGAAUAUGAAAAGCUACAAAAGAUAAUGGAGAGUUUGAAUGUUAAUUCUUUGCCAGAUAAGGGAGAGCUGAUAACAAGGAAAUUGAAUGACGCCAAACAGGAACUACUAGAGGAGAAUAAAAAAUUUAAGUCUAUGAAACGAUUACCGGAAUCUGAAAAUGACAAGAAAAACCCAAUUGUUGCACAGGCACCACUUCUUCCUUGGGCAGACUUACAAGCUGGCGCCAAUGCUGUUCAACCAAAAACUUUUGGAAAACAAGCUUUGUCAACUUAUAAUGCUCAAAAAGCUGUUACAAUGGACAGACUUCAACAACUGCAUGGAGCACUAGAGACUUGUCCUAAGGACGAUGAUUUUGCAGAAGAUCCAAGGGGAUUAAAAGUUGAUUUGAUGGCUCACCAACGGAGAGCAUUGGCCUGGUUAAUGUUUAGAGAAAAGGAAAAACCAUCAGGAGGAAUAUUAGCAGAUGAUAUGGGUCUAGGCAAAACAUUGACCAUGAUCUCUUUAAUAGUCAAAGUUUUAACAAUAGAAAACCAAGAUGAGGAUUCAGAUGAAGAGAAUAAACAGACAUUUAUGCGGAAAGGUUCCAAAGUUGAAGGAGGAAGUCUGAUAGUGUGCCCAGCAAGUUUAUUAAACCAAUGGUCUGGCGAAAUAGAUCGUCGAUUGAAACGCGGUUUGAUCUCGUACAACGUUUAUCACGGUCCUAAACGUGAAACCAUUCCUAAAAACCUGGCAAAAUAUGAUGUGGUGAUCACAACUUACGCGAUUGUAAACAACGAAUGUGACAAAAAUAGUACUUUGUUCCGAGUCAAAUGGAGAAGGAUAGUUUUGGACGAGGCCCAUCAAAUUAGGAAUUAUAAAGCUCAGACUUCAGAGGCUUGUUGUCGGUUAUCAGCCAAAUCAAGGUGGGCACUGACAGGAACUCCCAUGCACAAUAAAGAAUUGGAUAUGUAUGCUUACCUUAAAUUUUUGCGUUGUUCACCUUUCGAUGAUCUACAGGUAUGGAAACGUUGGGUAGCAGAUAAAUCCCAAGGCGGUAGUGAACGUCUACACACAGUAAUUUCUUCCUUGAUGCUGAGAAGAACCAAAGUUGAACUAAUGGAAAAAGGCACCUUAAAUUGCAUGCCCAAAAAAGAGUGGCAACUGAUUGAUGUUGAAUUGGACUCGCACGAAAUGCAAGUUUAUCACAAAAUUUUGAUUUUUUCACAAACUUUAUUUGCUCAGUUUUUGCACCAGAGGGCUGACAAGAAUCAGGAUAUUUAUUUGAAAGAAGAAGCAUUUACCAGUUUGCCAAGUAAUGAAGCCAACCAAGAAUAUUUCAAAAUGAGAAAAAAACUACUGAAACUCAAUAAAGUAAAAAAUGUUAGCCAACACGAAAUUUUAGUUUUGCUAUUGCGGCUGCGCCAAAUAUGUUGCCACCCAUCUUUAAUUACUUCUAUGCUUCAAGAAACUAACGAAGAUCUUGGUAAUGAUGAUGAAGAAUCUGCUGAUGAGCUAAAUAUUUUGGAACAACUGAAUAAUUUGAAAAUCGAGGAUGAAGAAGAAGAAAUGGAUGUAUACAAACCUGAGAAAGAAAAUGAUGGUGCAACAGCAAACAUUAAUACAUCUGUCAAAGUUAAUUUAAAGGAAGCUACCAGAGGGCAUUUAAAGCCUUCAGAUCCAGUUUUUGCUAAGGACAGACCUAGCAGCAAGAUCAAAGCAAUGUUAAAAGUAUUACAUGAAAAAGUAUUAGAGACUGAGGACAAAGCAAUAAUCGUAUCUCAAUGGUCGUCAUAUUUAAAUUUGUUGGCUGUACAUUUGAAAGAAUAUGGUGUAGAGUUUGAUCAACUCGAUGGUAAAGUGCCUGUUCCUAAACGUAUGGAUAUGGUUAAUCGAUUUAAUGAUCCUAAAAAUUCCAUGAAGAUCUUACUGUUAUCUCUCACUGCAGGAGGUGUCGGUCUUAACUUAGUAGGGGCAAAUCAUUUAUUUUUACUGGACUUACAUUGGAAUCCCCAGUUAGAAAAUCAAGCACAAGAUAGAAUCUACAGAGUCGGACAGCAAAAAGCUGUUUUUGUCUACAAAUUUAUUGCAAUUAAUACCAUCGAAGAAAGAAUUAAAGCAUUGCAAGACAAAAAACUGGCAUUGGCCGAAGGUAUUUUAACUGGUACAAGACAGGUGGUCCAGAACAAACUAUCUUUGGAAGAUCUCAAGAUGAUUUUUGGCAUGAAUGGCAUGUAGAUUUUUACCAAACUUUAUUUUGUUAAUUUUAUUUAUUUAGUUUAUUUUAUAUUUUUUUCAUUUUUCGAGAUGAGUUUUAAGUUUUACAAAAUAGAGAUCUCAACAUUAUUUUUUUUUUAAAAUAAAAUGACCACUUGAUAUAAGCGUAUGUAUUAUAGCCAGAGUUUCACAAAAAAGUAAUAUUUCCGCACUGAUGCAUAAUAAUUAUUAUAUUGAGUA